CGGAAGGGAGACUGAGUUACCCGCGAAAUUUGAGGAAGUGAGAAAAUCAUCAGCUGACAGCUUUGAUUGAGCUAUCAAGCAGCAGGUGCAUUGUUGAUCAGAUACCAUUUCAUGAGAGGAAUUUAAGGCCUAUGUAUAUGGUGAAUGAUGGAAAAGAAAAUAAUAGGAUUCAAUGAUGCAGGCAAGACGGAUCAACUGUCAGCGGCGCUUGAUGACCUGCAACCAUCCCAGCUGACAGACAUGCUGAACAACUUAAUUCUCAAAGGACGAGGGGAUCCACUGGCCUUUCUGCAGGCAGUUUUCCAAGGGUCUCCAUCAACGGAGACGUCUGGUGUGGAGCGUCUCCUCCUGGUGUAUCAGCACCUUCUCAAGAUUCUACACAAGAACGAAAUCAACACCAAGAUGGCAUCAAACUUGGUUGGCCUCAUGAUGCUUGAGGCUGACUCCCUCCCCGGCACGGUGUUGGUGGAGCUGGCUAGUAGGUUUGUGGAGUCCAUCAAGGAGGGGACGCUGCAAGGAGGAAAAGCACUGGAGCUAUUUCCUAAGUUGCUGUCGGUGUUGUCUGUGCAGGAGACAGUCGUGCACGGGGAGAACUCCAUGAAGGGGUCGGAGUACAAGAGCCAUGUCCUCAACAAGGUCUGCUCCUGCAAAUGGAACCCUCAGAGUGUCCUUCACCUUGCUGCCAUGUUCCGGGACGUCCCCCUCACACAGGACGAACUCAAGUUUGUCCUUGAGAAGGUCCUACGUGGGAUGCGUGACCUUGACCUUCAGGACCUCCCUGCACUGGUCUAUCAGCUGUUGUUACUGGCCGCUAAGGGUCAUAAGAGGCUGGUCCUGGAGGGGAUCACUGACUUCUUCAUAGACCAGGACAACCUUCACCGGAGCCGGGGAAACCAGGAAAGUGAGGAUCUGAUGUGCGAGUACAGCGGUGUGGAGACGUUGCGGCACACGGAGGGUACCAGCAUCCUCCAUAUUGUCGUCUCCGUCAAACAAGAUCAGGAGCUGGGCAGAGAGUUUGUCAAAUAUCUGAAGGCCAGCCAGUUGUCCUGUCCAACGAGAGCUCUUGCCCCUUUCAACCUUGCCCUUGCCUUGUCCACAGCCCAGCUGCACAGAUUCGAGGAUCAGAUAUUUGAUUUUCUAAAAAGUACAAUACUGAGAUGUUUUAAAGACACUGACAGGCAGCAGCAGUCUUACCUGGUGAGGGAGAUCACACAGGAGAGACUGAACAUAGAGCACAUGGUGCUGGAGACUGUCAGUAACAGUGUGUACGGCUGGGACCAUGUGAUACAGAGCCUGGUCCAACUCGGCUUCACGCUGAUGGACAGUUUUGGCCCCAAGGCCGUGUUUGGGAGGAUUGAACCCACCAGCCCCACCACACAACUGACUCCAGCCCGGCAAAGCUGUAGACUUGGUGCAAGGCUCCUUAUCAACACAUUCAAGGCUCAUGAAGUUGUGAGACAUGAGAUUCUGGACCAGAUCUUCAACAGAGUCACCAUCAAGGCCACUUCACCAGUGUCUCAUUACUUGGAGCUGCUGGCAGACACGGUUAAGUCUGCCCCUCAGCUUCUCCUGGAGUCUGUUCCCAAGGUGAGAGAAGCGUUUGACUACCUGUCAUUCCUGCCGCCAUCAUCGGCCGAGGGACUUCUGAAGGCCAUACAGCCGCUACUCAAACUCAGCAUGUCUCUCAAAGACUCGCUCAUACUCGUGCUGCGUAAGGCCAUGUUUUCCAAACAGUUAGACUCACGGAAGAUCGGUGUGAUGGGGUUCCUGAUGAUACUGAAGCACUUCAAGGUCCUGGGAGGCCUGGUGGCCAGUCAGUCUAGUCAGACUUUCUCCCUCAGCCAGAUCCAGGUGGACGUCCAUAAGCCAUACAAUGCAGCAAGUAACGAGGCUCUGUGCCUGGAGAUCCUGGGCAACCUGCGACGAUGCUGCACCCAGCAGGCAGACGUCCGCCUCCAGCUGUACGAGGGUCUGUACGAAGUGCUGUGCCACAACUCCAAACUCCAGGCCCCGGUCCUCGAUAUGCUGCUUAAUCAGAUCAAGCGUUACUACGAGUCAGACAGCGACAUGACGCCUCCAUUAAAGCUGGACCCCUGUAUCCUGGCCCAGGGGGAGUCUGUGUAUCUGGCAGAACCCAUGGGGCACCUGCUCGGCUGCAUCCAGCAGUGUGUUGUGAAGACCAGAGAGUUCCAGAACCAGGCAGGUGGGGAGGAUGACGAUGAGGAUGAGGACUGUGUGACAGCCUUGACUGAGCUGGAGGAGUUGCUGACGUCCCUGACGACCAGGAUGAUUGCAUGUGAGAUGGAAGACUUCGAACUGGACAAAUCAGCGGACUUCUCGCUGGCGUCCAGUGUGGGGGUCAAGAACAACAUCUACGCCAUCCUGGUGCUGGGGGCCUACGAGGUGCUGAUGGAGUACACGUUUACCGCCGGGCAGUUCAGUGUGAGCAGCUGUGAACAAGUUCUGAAGCUGUAUGACAACUACCACAAGCUGAGCGAUGUUCUGAAGGAGAAGACGACUGCAGGUGCUGGGAAGAAAGUUCGCCCUGCAGCUGGGAAGUCCCCCCACAGUCUGCUGUCUCUCCCCUUCGUAGUCAACAUCUUGAAGGCACUGAUCAGUGACACCAGCACAGUUCAUGGGGACAGCCUGGCUGUGCUUCGUGGGUGUCCGGAGUUCCUGCAGUACAUCACGUCCGUCGCACUCCAGAAGGUGCAGCAGAUUGCAGACAAGGGCACGUGUGACGGCGCUGCUGGCAUUGGCAAGGAGAGACUGCUCUCACACUGCUACUCUCUAGCCAGACUGUUGAUGACGUACUACACAGAGAAUCAGAUUCUGACAGAGGAGCACAAGAAAGAGAGGAAGAAGAAUGUCUGCAGCCAGAGUCUGGAGGGGCUGGUCGGCAUCAUGUCCUAUGUCGGUAGUCUGGGUCAGACACCCCUCUGUCAGUGUCUGUGUAAUAUAGAGAAGGACUGUGAGGGGGAGGAGGUGCGUGUCUCCAACAAGCCAGACAAGAUUCACACUCACAUCAAGGCCCUCCAGCGACUGAUCGCCAACAUCCUGGCGGCGGAGGACGAGGCCCAGAGCUGGAAGGAGCUGAUCUCCUUACUGACCAUCAUCACCCAGCUGACCAAACACCUCCCCACUAACAGCCCCAACUACGAGCAGGUCCACUCCUGGGUCAACAAGAUCUGCACAGAUCAGUCAAUAGAUGACAUGGCCGCCUGCAAGCAUCUCCUAGGGACACUCCUGUCCCUCACCCAGCAGAUGAAGAACCUACCCCUGCUGCUUCGUGACCUGGCCCAGGACAUCCACAGUCAGCUGGGGGACACAGACCAGGAGGUGGAGGUGGAGGACAAGACACACAUGGCCCUGGUGACACACCGCACGGCACCCACGGUGUUGUUGAUGGUGUUGUCCAGCACUGACCGGGAGCUGGACGAUAUUGACUGGUGUCUCACCUGGAUGAAAGCAGACAUUCUCUCGAAGCACAGACAAGAGGAUGACAACAUGUCCCAGGCUUUGACCCAGCGGGAGAACCAUGAGAAGACAACGUGUAUUCGACUCGGGCAUCUUGUCACUGGCUACCAUGAACUUGUGCAGACAGCAGUGCCGUACGGGGCAUGUGUGGAGGCCAUUUUGAAAACUCUGACCCGAUACUACACUACUAUCACAAACUACGUCAAAUAUUAUCUGUCCCUGUAUGCCAACAAGAUUGGCCAUUUGACUGCUCGGUUUGAGAAACUAGUGAAGCUGGUUGGGCGAGAGCUGACACAGAAUGUCUACCCCUUCAUAACCUACAUACAGACGUGUGAGCACGAGCACAUGCAGCAGGCUGUCGACAAGGUGAAGAAGGACAAGAAGAAGACUGGGGCGGCCGUCCAGGCAGGGAAGAAUCGGGCCAUGAAACAGACCAAGACAAUUCCAAACUUGAUCUAUGCUAUUGAGCAGUUUGAGAGGUUCAUUAUACAGCUGGGCAAGAAGUCCAAGGUGAACUUGAUGGACUACAUGAAAGUAAGCACAUCACGCGACUUCCGCAUCAACGUCGCAGCGGUACAGGCAGUGAUGGAGGAUGAGUCUGACGAGGACGAGGAAGAGAUGGAGCAGGAGGGAGAGGCUGGCGGGGAACAAGAGGAGGGGGGCCAAAAUGGGGAGCAGGCUUCAGAAAGUGAAGGCAGUGACGAGGAGAACCACGCUCCACACAACACAAACCCUGCUGAUGAGGAUGAAGCGGCGCCUCCUACCAAGAAGAGUAAGCUUGGCCGUGCAGCAGGCCGGGGGAAACGCAAGACAGCCAACUGAAGGGGAUCUAUAUAUCUCAACGGAAAUAAUUGGGGUGAAAUAAUUAAUGUGACAUAGAGCAAAGUAGGAAGGAAGUUAAAGCUGUCAACAAUUUUGGGAUCAUUGGCAUUAUUGAUGAAAGUGCCUUUAUAACUUUGAUGGAAACAUCCUCCUGGUUCAAAAAAAGAGUGUCAUAAUACCAAUUCUGGUCAUAUGCUUUUCUGAACUGGUGAGGUGAGGUGAAAUUGGGUUUAACGUCGCGUCCAAGAUUAUUGCACUUAUAUAGCGACGUGCAUGCACGUGUAUGUAUGUGUGUGUGUGGCUGCUUGUACUAGUCCGGACUGAU
Messenger RNA from Haliotis rufescens (red abalone), 4624 nucleotides. RefSeq names its product Fanconi anemia group I protein-like. The transcript is spliced from 33 exons. Gene Ontology annotation, molecular function: DNA polymerase binding. Bases 145 to 4299 code for a protein of 1384 amino acids. Gene Ontology annotation, biological process: DNA repair. The record is from RefSeq and is a predicted model, not a curated record. NCBI's taxonomy places the organism in Eukaryota, Metazoa, Mollusca, Gastropoda, Lepetellida, Haliotidae.